This is a messenger RNA of Calypte anna (Anna's hummingbird), 4430 nucleotides long. RefSeq names its product palladin, cytoskeletal associated protein (gene PALLD). The transcript is spliced from 13 exons. The record is from RefSeq and is a predicted model, not a curated record. NCBI's taxonomy places the organism in Eukaryota, Metazoa, Chordata, Aves, Apodiformes, Trochilidae. Bases 313 to 2397 code for a protein of 694 amino acids.
GGCCCGCCCCUAUAUAGCGCCCGGUACCUGCGGACGCUCCGCCCCGCGCCGCUGCCGCCGCCGAGCUCCCGUGUCCCCCCGAAAACUUGCGCUGGGGUAUGUGGUAGCUGCCCACGCACACGGCUGCUGAGAGACCCUAUAAAAAUACAGCAGCUGCAGAAUCAAAUUCGUCUGGAGCAAGAAAGUGGCCAGUGGUAUCGUCAUCAACAUCAACCUGAUCAUCAGCAGCACUCUCCCUCUUCUCCUUUCUUUCCUCCCCCUCCCUCCUUCCAAGAGCUUGAGUCCAGCCAGUCUGUCACCUCUCCUGUGCCAAUGAGUAUUCUUAACUCUCAUACUUCCCCAACAAUGCAGUCCUCUGGCUCCUUUAACUAUGCUCGGCCUAAGCAGUUCAUUGCUGCUCAGAACAUCAGCCCUGCUUCGGGUUAUGUCACUCCAUCUUCAGGAUCAUCUACAUCCAGCCUUCCUUCUCCUAUGUCUCCAAUUGCUUCUCAGAAGCAGUUUGGGAGAGUGCCUGUUCCCCCUUUCUCUCAGCAAUUUGCUCCAGAAGGGGAGUACACCUGGUCUCCUUCUUCUCCAUCCCCUCCACCCCCACCUCCACCUGUCUUUAGUCCAACUGUGACAUAUCCAGUGUGCGAUUCCUUUCCACUUCCACCUCCUCCACCUCCUCCUCUUCCUUCACUUUCCUCACCUUCCCACAGCCUGUCUCCAGCUCCCAGAUUUCCUAAUUCCAGCCAGUCUCCAGCAGCUUUUCUCAGUUCCAUGCUGCCAUCCCAACCACCUCCUGUUUCUGUCAACGCAUUGGGCCUCCCAAAAGGAGUGACACCUCCGGGAUUUCCCAAGAAAACAGGAAGAACUGCUAGGAUAGCAUCAGAUGAAGAGAUUCAAGGGUCAAAAGAUGCUGUAAUUCAGGAUCUGGAAAGAAAACUUCGCUUCAAGGAAGACCUUUUGAACAAUGGGCAACCGAGAUUAACGUAUGAGGAGAAAAUGGCUCGUCGGUUGCUGGGAGCAGACAAUGCUGCAACUGUCUUCAACAUACAGGAACCAGAAGAGGAGCCUUCUAUACAGGAAGCUCGCUCUGUUGGUGCUUCUGUAGUGAGUCCUGCGGAUACUCAAAAGGAGUACAAAGUCUCUAGCUUUGAGCAAAGAUUGAUCAGUGAGAUUGAAUACAGACUGGAGAGAUCUCCUGUGGAAGAAUCUGAUGAUGAGGUGCAACAUGGAGAUGAACCCAUUGAUAACAGUAUGUCACCAUAUUUUGAGAUAAAGCUGAAGCAUUACAAAAUCUUUGAGGGAAUGCCAGUCACAUUUACAUGCAAAGUGGAAGGAAAUCCAAAGCCAAAGAUUUAUUGGUUUAAAGAUGGAAAGCAAAUUUCUAAACAAAGUGAUCACUACCGAAUUCAAAGAGAACCUGAUGGAACUUGCUCACUGCAUACUGCAGCCUCCACCCUGGAUGAUGAUGGGAAUUACACUAUUAUGGCUGCUAACCCACAGGGCAGAGUAAGUUGCACAGGCAGGCUGAUGGUUCAAGCUGUAAAUCAGAGAGGCCGCAGUCCUUGGUCACCUUCUGGUCAGCCUCACAUAAGAAGACCACGAUCUCGGUCAAGGGACAGUGGUGAAGAAAAUGAACCCAUUCAGGAACGAUUCUUCCGGCCUCAUUUUCUGCAGGCUCCUGGAGACCUGACUGUUCAAGAAGGAAAACUGUGCAGAAUGGACUGCAAGGUUAGUGGAUUACCAACUCCAGAUUUAAGCUGGCAACUUAAUGGAAGACCAAUUCGGCCUGACAGUUCUCACAAAAUGUUGGUGCGUGAGAAUGGUGUGCACUCCUUGAUCAUAGAACCAGUCACAGCCAGAGAUGCUGGAAUCUAUACAUGCACUGCCAGCAACCGAGCUGGUGAAAACACAUUCAGCCUGGAGCUCACUGUUGCAGCUAAGGAAGUACACAAAGCACCUAUGUUUAUAGAGAAGCUGCAAAACACAGGUGUGACUGAGGGGUUUCCAGUGCGACUGGAGUGUCGAAUCUCGGGGGAGCCAUCUCCUCAGAUAUUUUGGAAGAAAGAGAACGAGUCACUCACAUACAACACUGACCGAGUGAGCAUGCACCAGGAUAAUUACGGCUACAUUUGCCUGCUUAUUCAGGGAGCUACAAAGGAGGAUGCUGGUUGGUACACUGUGUCAGCUAAGAAUGAGGCUGGGAUUGUGUCUUGCACUGCCAGGUUGGAUGUUUAUACUCAGUGGCAACAACCCCCUCAGACAACCAAGCCAAAGAAGGUGCGGCCCUCAGCCAGCCGAUAUGCUGCACUUUGUGACCAAGGACUUGACAUCAAAGCAGCUUUCCAGCCUGAAGCAAACCCAGUCCACCUGACAGUGCCAUCUGGCUUGGUAGAAAGUGACGAUCUGUAGAUCCAGCUGCCACUUCCAUCAUUCUCUUUCAAAGCAGAAACACUGAAAGCCAUUGCCUUGACCAAUGAUAGUCCUAUAUCACUUUAUGCAAAGGCAGACACCUUCAAGUACAAAAGAUAAUCAACAACACAAUAACCAUAUAUUCCUUAUUCAUUAUACCAAAUUAGAAGAAUAGAUAGAUUAAUAGAAAAGUACACUUUGCAACACAAAAACACGUUCACCAGUUCCUUAUACCUAAGUUGCUUCAGCUCUUACAAAUAACCCUGAAAAGGGUUAUAAAGGCCAAAACACAUCAGAGAGACAGAUUUUUUUCAGAAGAGAACACUAUUGAUCACUACAUGCCUUCAAUAAGCAGUAAGUAGAUGCUACACAAUCUUAAUCAUGCAAGACGUUUUAUUUGAGGCCAUGAGAUUACAAAGAAAAUUAGAAUGUGUGGUUAUCUAUAGUUCUGAAAUGGCAACGCAUUCUGGUAGCUACCAUGAAUGUGUGCAAUACUGUAAGAAUAACACAGGAAGAGACAAGAAGAGAAAUGUGAGAAAAUGCUGUAUCUCUGCAAACUGCUUUGUGUUCUACAAUGAAAAAAUAUCUUGCCUCAAAUGCUGUCAGUAUGGACAAGUCCAUAAAGCAACAUCAACACUGUAACUUCAAAUUCUUCUAUAUUUUUCCUUUUUUGCCAUAUAGGAGGAGGCUUACCUACAAACCUACAGCAAAGACAUUUUAAGCAUAAGUAAAUUAACCUCUUCAAGACAACGAGGAAAAAGAGCUGACAUAUAAUAAGUCUACUCCAGACUAUAAAUAUUGGUAAUCAGAUAGGGAAAAAAUGCCUACAGCAUGAACCACUGCAGCAGGUUGCUGCAAGGGGGAGGAGGGGGACAGGGCAAGAGGUUGAAACUCUUUCUCAACUUCCUGAAGCCAAUCUGUAACUUAAUACUUCCAAUAAAAAAAUCUGGAAUGCAAAGGUGAGCUGAAAACUAGGGAGUGUAUGUGUGGUAUGAUUGACUGUUUAAAGUUUGUGUAAUGUGUGUGAGGGUUUUAGAAAUGUAUAGCAAGUGAAAAAUCGGUUGAGACUGCAAUAUGAAUUUAAAUUACAAGUAUAGACCACAGGUGAUAAACUUGCAGAUCUGAAGAUGUAGAAAAUUAAGAUGGACUAAAACAACAUUAAAUUUGGCCCUUUUUCUUUUUAUUGCUUCUUCUUACAUAGCAGCUAUCUCCAGUAUAUUUAACUUUUUUUCUUCUCCGGACUGUAGGCAAAUGACAGCUCUUUUAAAGGGUAGAGUCUGUGCGCCGUACAUGAAAAGCCUGAAGGCUGCUUUCAGAAUGCAAAUCAAAUCCACAUCAAACUGAAGCCCCACCUCAGUCAGACCUGACUAGGUAGUCUUAAAUUAGAACCAAAUGAAUUUCAGAUAAAAGGGAGGGAGGGAGGAAGGGAAGGAGGGAUGGAUGGGGGAAUUUCUAGGCCUUACAAGAAAAAUGAGCAUUUGAUGGUACGAGCAUACUUUGCUAUGAAAGGAAAACACUGUAUUCCUUAUAUGAAGCACAUAUAUGGUAUCUUUCAUUAUUUAUAAUAAAAGUGUUGAAAUCUUUUAUCUCAGUUCAGUUAUUCAGAAGUCCUGUACUUAGGUUGUUUGGUUUUAAAUUUUUUUUUUUAUUGUGUACACCAUAUAAUGCAUUACUGCUAUAUGUGUAUUGCUUUCAAAGUACACAGUGUUUUUGAGUUUUAGUGACUAAUAAACUUUAGCACAUAAGGUAGUAGUAUUCUGGUGAAGGAUAUGACCAGUUAUGGGGAUCGUUAAUCUAGGUUAACGUCAUAAUCUGUCAUGACCUGGGAAUAAUCUGAUUCUAUUCUAGAAAAAGUGUGUCAUAUAAUUUGCCAAAUUUUUCUCAACUUGACAUGCUAAUUUCCUUUUUUGUCUAGCUUCACUAGCAUUAUUUUGCCACCUUUUAUUUGUAUUUAUAAAAAAAUGUAUUAUCAUUACUUUGAAUUGUUGUGCUGAUAUAAUGUGGGUUUAACAUCAAUAAAUAUUACACAAAUA